Molecule: messenger RNA, 1495 nt
Organism: Diatraea saccharalis (sugarcane borer)
Lineage: Eukaryota; Metazoa; Arthropoda; Insecta; Lepidoptera; Crambidae
Source: the annotation of a GenBank genome assembly
AUGUCUGGAAUCAACAGACCGAUGAGUCAAAUGAGAAAGUUAGAAACGGAGGGGUUCUUGCAGAGCGCGGCCACGCUCGCUUCCGAGGCUGCGCUCACAGGGGAAUAUGAGCUUUGCGACAACAUUGAUCUUGAUAUUAUAUUGCAGGAUUAUUGUAGCUAUUACCUGAUACGCUUCAACAAGCAGCCGCUGUUCCUACGUCAGGUGGACGCAGAGAGGCCGUUGGUUCGCAGGCCGCAGACCAGGCGUGGUCCUCGAGAGGACAGGAGACCCGAGCCAGUCGCCGUGGCAGAGGAGAAGGAAUCAGAUUUACCGUCCACUUUCACUGUCACCAAGUUGGUCAGGGCAUUUGCAUCGCAUGAAAGAACAAGCUCAUGUAAGGAUGUAAGGUCCAAUACAGAAAAGGGUGGGAAUGCGUUUCAAUUAACGUUAUGAACGUUAAUAUGUGGAAAAAUUCGAAAACAUCUAAAUACCGUACACAGUAAAGUAAUAUAUUUGCCUAUGCCAUAGUUAGAACGCCUUGAAGUCCCAAAGAGCCGAUAAUGGGCUAUUGACCAAAUUCGGGCCGUCUAUCCCAUGUGUUUCUUCUUCUAUUAUUAUUCCUUUCAGGAAGCCCAGUUUCAGAACUCGGUAAUUCCAGCCAUCGAAAAGAAACCUUUGGCAGGAUUACUUGCGAAUCAGUGCGCAGAGAAGAAGGAACUGGUGGAAAUGAUCUAUCAGGACAUUGUCCGACCUUCAGGGGUAUGCUGGGAAGACAUCGUGGGUUUGGAACAUGCAAAGAGCUUAUUAAUGGAAUCUAUUAUAUACCCAGUUAGGUAUCCGGAGGUAUUCACUGGAUUACUUGAGCCGUGGCGAGGCGUGCUGUUGCACGGUCCACCCGGCACCGGUAAAACGAUGCUGGCUCGCGCCGCCGCCACCGAGACUUGCUGCACAUUCUUCAAUGUCACCUGCAGCACAUUAGUGAACAAGUGGCGCGGCGAGUCUGAGAAGAUAGUCAAGGUGCUAUUCGAAAUGGCGUCAUAUUAUUCGCCUUCGAUUAUUUUCGUUGACGAGGUGGAGACGAUAGCUUCUGAUCGGUCAGCUCCUGGAGAACACGAGGCCUCCAGGAGGCUGAAAGUGCAGCUGUUAACGGAAUUGGACGGAAUCACGUCUAGGGACGGCGUCGUAUUCCUGUUGGCCAAUUCCAAUAUGCCGUGGUGAGAUAAUUUGGUUAGUUUAAUUAUAAAAGUUCUCGAUAUAAUAUCUCCCGCCGUAAAUUUGCGAAAUGACGGUUUACCUUACGACUUUCACAAGUGAUUGAAACAAUCUAAGACUGGAUAAAUGGUUUUGAAUUUUAACAAUAAUCAUUAUGAACAGAACGUUGGACAUAGGUUUUAAGGAUAUUAUACACUUAUGUACAUUAUAUAAGUAUCUCCUGUGACUAACUGAUUGGACUAGGGUAAAAUAUUUUUAGGUUCUGUCAGAGAAAGCUUGUGUUCUAACAGUGGAAAUAUAC